Molecule: messenger RNA, 2177 nt
Organism: Brassica napus (rape)
Lineage: Eukaryota; Viridiplantae; Streptophyta; Magnoliopsida; Brassicales; Brassicaceae
Exons: 4
Coding region: 349-2073 (574 amino acids)
Source: RefSeq, a predicted model, not a curated record
AUGGGCACACAAAAAUCUGGAAAAGGACACUUCUGUUUUUAUUUUUUUAAUGAAUUAAUAAUAAAUCGAAAUUAAGCUGAAAAUACUAUAAAACCUAAAACUUUAACUUAUUUACAUAUCCAACCAACCUACCCCACCCACUAACCCGACCCGCGUGCCCUUCCCGGAUCCUUCCCCCUAAAUCAAACUAAAUCCCUAAUUCCUCUUCCCCGACAUAACCAACAGAAAAAAAUUCACGAUCUCUCCCCCUUCCCUCUAUCUCAUCUCACUAAUCAAACUCUACCACAAUCAUCACGAUCUCCCUCUAUCUCAUUUGUUUCUCUAUUUCGUGUUACUCUUUGAAACACUAUGGCUCCAAAGACUCGUUUCACCGAACAAACGAACAAAGAAGGUGCGCCGGAGAAGAAGAAGAAGAAUGAGUCAGUGGUGGAGAAGAAGAAAGCUGCGGUGGAGAAGAAGAAAGCUGAGGCGGAAAAGAAGAAGAAAGACUCUGUGAUAAAGAAAAAACAAGCAGCGGUGAAAAGGAGGAGAGAAGCCGUUAAAAAAAAAAGAGAUGCAGAGAAAAAGAAGAUUGAAACCGCAGAGAAGAAGAGGAAGCGAGACAGUGGUGUAGACGAUGAGUCCUCGUCCAAUCCAACCAAGCGGCCUCAGACCGCAUCUUCACCAGAACAUCAAGCCGAUCCUGAUCAUUAUCCGCCACUAUCAACGGAGUUACCUUCGCAGGAUGAUAGAGAGGGUACGCCAAGCCCAUCAGUUCCGAUUGAGCCACAAAAAUCACCUACUCAAACACCCAAUGAGGCGGAGAAUCCACUGCAAGCUCCAAUAACUUCUACCAACAGAGAAUCAGGCUCACCCGAGGCUGCCAUUAACAAUGACGGGCAAACGAUUGGAUCUAACAACAUAGAUUCAAAUUCACAUGAGGCUGCUAUUGGAUCUGCUGCCAUUGACAACGACGCUCCAAGAACGGUUGAGAGUGAUGAUAUGACCGUAGAAGCUGACAGACCUGCUGGUUUUUUCUUCAAUCCGAGCAACUAUGGAAAGGGUUGCAAGCUCUCCUCAAGGUGCCAUCAACACGAUUUUCUGAACAAGACGAUUGGUAAGUUGGAUGCCUCAGAGAAGAGUUGGUUUCAGGAACAUCCUCAGUUCAAGCAUAUAUUCCACAUGGAUUGUACCUCAACAAGAAAAGUGAUGGGAUUGUGGAUGUUGCUACUUCGUACUAUGCAUACAGAGAAGGGUCGACAAGCUUGGUUUGGGGUAAACGGUGUUCCAAUUAGAUACUCUAUCAGGGAACAUAGCCUCCUCUCUGGUUUAUACUGCCACUCAUAUCCAGAAAACUAUCAGAGCAUAGGGAGACUGAAGUUUGCGAGAAAGUAUUUUAAAAUCCAGAGAGAAAGUUGGUCGUUCCAGGAGGGCGAGAUGUAUGGUGAUAAGGAGGCUGAGAUACUUGGUGAUAAGGAGGGCGAGAUGCAUGGUGAUAAGGAGGGUGAGAUACAUGGUGAUAAGGAUGGUGAUGAGACUAACAAGGAUGGUGAUAAGGCUGAUAAGGAUGGUGAUGAUGAGCCUGAUAAGGAGGGUGAGGAUGGUGAUAAGGCUGAUAAGGAUGGUGAUGAUGAGCCUGAUAAGGAGGGCGAGGAUGGUGAUGAGGCUGACAAGGGUGAUGAGGCUGAGAAGGAUGGUGAGAAGCAGAUUGAGGCAGAGGCUGACAAGGGUGAUGAGGCUGAGAAGGAUAGUGAGAAACAGAUUGAGGCAGAGGCUGAGAAGGAUGGUGAGAAACAUAUCGAGGUAGAGGCUGAGAAGUUGAUGCAAGAUACUGAAGAUGGAGAUGAGCAAUCUACACUUCAAAUUAUGGCAGACACUGCAGAGAGAUUUGAGAAGGCUGCUGCGGAAAAAGCUGUUGUGGACAAGACAGAUGAGGUUGUAGAUGAUGAUGCUUUGGAGAAGGAAGGUGAGGUUAGAGUUGAUGACGCUUUAGAGAACACAGCUUCGGUUGGAGAUUCACAGGAUCCUGCUGAGAUGCCAAAGAGGGUGCCCAAGCGUUCUCAUUUGUUGAGGUCUCCUUUUACGCCAAACUGAUUUGGCUGAACUAUGUUGUUGUUUUUGGAACUUGUAUGUGUUUGUUUUAAAACCUAAAACGGAUGAACUUGUAUGUGUGUGUGUUUUAAAACCUAAAACUUGUA